AUGAGAAAGGAACUUAUUCGUAUUUCUGUACAUUCUUUGUCGCGAAAUACUGCCCUUGCAAAGUCAAGAGCGAAGAGAGCCAUUUCUUACCAUAAAUGUUUAACUUCGACAAUGACUGGUAACGGUUUGGUGAACAAAUACCAAUCGGUUCAAAACCGUGUCAUUCAUGAAAUAAAACAUUAUUAUAAUGGUUUCAAAUUAUUAGUUUCUCAAACAGGGACCUCAUGUAGUCUUCUUCAUCAAGUCUUCAACGGACGUACAUUGACUAGAAAAGAAAGAAAACAGUUAAUUCGGACAAUCAAUGAUCUAGUUCGACUUGUUCCUUUUUCGGUAUUCAUCAUUGUUCCAUUUUUGGAAUUUACGCUACCAUUCUUUCUAAAACUCUUUCCUAAUAUGUUACCAAGUACUUUUCAACAAACGAGUGAUUCAGAGCAAACAGGUAACAAUUACCUGAGGUUACAAUUGGAAAUAGCAAAACUCCUACAAAAGACAAUGGUCAAUUGGAAGGAUGAGUUUGAACAAAAUGUGUUCAUCAACAAAGCAUAUCCAUCAAUCGAUGGCAUGCUGCAAUUCGGUUUGCUAUUUUCCCAUGAUUUCAGCAUCGAUAAGCUAAAUCGUUUACAGCUAAUCUCACUAUGUAAACUUCUUCGCAUAUCAUCGUUGGGUGUCAAUUCCUAUCUUCGUCUCAAACUUCAAUUCAAGUUUCAUCGCAUAAAAUGUGAUGAUAAACUAAUUGUUGCUGAGGGUAUCGACAAUCUUACUUUCGAAGAAUUGCAAAUGGCAUGUCAGGAACGUGGAAUUUAUUCCGUUAACAUCGAUGUAAACUAUUUACAAUCACGAUUACAACAAUGGCUUGACUUACAUUUGAAUAAACACACUCCUACGACUAUUCUAAUCUUCUCACAUGUACUGUCAAGUCAAUCGAAUGAUCUAUAAUCAUCUAAAGUUCUGCCUUUCAACACAUCAAAUACGUUCUCCCAUUAUCGAGCAUUCGUGUCAACUCUUUAUCAAUCUUGA
This is a messenger RNA of Adineta ricciae, 1017 nucleotides long. Lineage: Eukaryota; Metazoa; Rotifera; Eurotatoria; Adinetida; Adinetidae. The record is from the annotation of a GenBank genome assembly.